CUGCGAGGAGAGCGCCACUGAAACACAGCGUUUGCAUUGAGUGUAGCGUUGAGUGAACGCAGAGACUGGCAGUCAGUAUAGCGUGUGAUGUCAUGUGCGACACCCGACCGGCGCUUCAUUACAUGACCGAAGAUUGCAUUCAUUUCAUACAAUUACUGUCUUUUUGUUUCAUUUGUUUAAUAGUUUUUUAAUUGUAAUUCAUUUGUAUUUAUAGUAAAUAGUGAUAAAUAAUAAACACUUUUGUAAACAUGGAUUUGAGCCAAAUCUUAGCCAAAACGAUCUCUUCGGAUCAGAAUGAAUUGCAGGCAUCCCUCCAAUACUUGCAGCAAUUGGCUCAACAAAAUCUGCCGGAGUUUUUGAAACAAUUAUCAGAACUCUUAAGUAAUAUAACGAACGAUGCGGUCAUUCGGAUGGCGGCCGCUCUUCAGCUCAAGAACCAGUUGACCUCAAAGGACGUGGAAGUGCAGCGUCAGUACCAACAGAGAUGGCUAUCCUUUGCCGAAGACGUCCGCAAUUAUAUCAAACAAAAUGUGUUGAACUCUUUGGGAACGGAGAACAGCCGGCCCUCGUCUGCGGCUCAGUGCGUGGCCUACAUCGCCGUCGCAGAGUUGCCGCACAGUCUGUGGCCAACACUCAUCCAAACGCUGACCCAAAACGUGACGAAUCCCAACAACACUGAAAUGAUGAAAGAGUCGACUCUCGAGGCCAUCGGCUAUAUCUGUCAGGACAUCGACCCCGAGAUUCUGGUCUCGCAAUCAAAUAACAUACUGACGGCUAUAGUCCACGGGAUGCGAAAAGAGGAGACGUCGACUCACGUGAUGCUCGCGGCGACCAACGCUCUGCACAACUCACUGGAGUUCACAAAAGCUAACUUCGAUAAGGACUCGGAAAGGCAUUACAUUAUGCAAGUGGUCUGUGAGGGCACUCAGUGUCCAGAGAUUAAGGUGAAAGUGGCGGCUCUGCAAUGUUUGGUCAAAAUAAUGUCACUCUAUUACCAACAUAUGGAGCAAUACAUGGGUCCGGCCCUCUUCGCCAUCACAAUGCAGGCCAUGCGCUCAGAUCACGACGAGAUCGCCCUCCAGGGCAUAGAGUUCUGGUCGAACGUAUGCGACGAAGAGGUGGACCUAUCGAUCGAGGCGUCGGAAGCGGCCGAACAGGGAAGGCCUCCGUCGCGGUCGUCGAAGUUCUACGCGAAGGGUGCGCUCCAGUAUUUGGUG
Oppiella nova is the source of this 1217-nucleotide messenger RNA. The record is from the annotation of a GenBank genome assembly. Lineage: Eukaryota; Metazoa; Arthropoda; Arachnida; Sarcoptiformes; Oppiidae.